Molecule: messenger RNA, 3651 nt
Organism: Cololabis saira (Pacific saury)
Lineage: Eukaryota; Metazoa; Chordata; Actinopteri; Beloniformes; Belonidae
Gene: zc3h7a
Product: zinc finger CCCH-type containing 7A
Exons: 23
Coding region: 169-3132 (987 amino acids)
Biological process (GO): miRNA processing
Molecular function (GO): protein binding; miRNA binding; metal ion binding
Source: RefSeq, a predicted model, not a curated record
CCGAAGAAGAAGAAGCAGCGGGCGGCCUUCACAGACAGUAGCAGCUAACUUCUUCAGGCUAAAACGAAAAAUCCCUCCAUCUCCCUUUACCUGCCGACCCGAGGCUUGUCCGGAAUAAAGACUCAUUCAUGUUUUGUCUUAGGAGAGGAUAUUAAUUAACACGCAAACAUGUCUGGAGCGUGUCGGGACAGAAGGAGUCGCUGGCAGGAGAUUCAGAAAGGCCUACAGUUCAUUCAAUCAACCCUUCCAUUUCCUGGAAGUCAAGACCAUUAUGAGGUGUUCAUUAAAGAGCUUGUUUGGAAUCUGUUUGGUGAAGGAAAUGACGUGUUUAAAGAAGGGGAAUGGACGAAAUCCAUCGAGAUGUUUACGGAAGCGCUGAGUAUAGCAGACUACGCCGACUCAGAGGAUAUUUGUGUUCCAACGAGUUUAUUGGAAAAGCUUUAUGCAAACCGAGCUGCAGCUUACCUUAAUAUUAUUCCGGGACUGUAUGAUCAAGCACUAGAAGACUGUGAAAAGGCUCUCCGGCUAAACGAGGGGAACUACAGAGCGUUAUACAGGAAAGCAAAAGCCUUGAAAGAGCUGGGGAGACAUCAAGAGGCCUAUGAGGCUGUUGCCAAAUGCUCCCUUGCAGUGCCUCAGGACUCCAAUGUCACACAGCUGACUCAGGACCUUGCCAAAAUUUUGGGAUUGAAAAUCCGUAAAGCUUAUGUAAGAAAUAAGCCUGCCUUGAAUGUGAUGCGAGGAUCAGGGUAUCAAGAUGCACCAUGUGACAAAUUUUCUCAUGGGUCUUCUUCAGUUGAAGAUAUAGAAAAUGAAGUGCCUACGUUGACCCAGGAUAGCAGUGUUUUGGCUCCAGUUCCAUCUCCAUCGGUGGUUCACACAACCCUGAACGACGCGGUGGUGGAUGAACUUCCUCCCAGUAAUAGCAUCUUAUCUGUGACCCCGUCCGAGCCGCCGGGCUUCGAGUCCGGCCCCCUGUCUGUGUCUGCGCCCACAUCGGUCCCCCUCCCCGUGCACACGUUUGUAAACGGGUGCCGAACCAGCAAGCCUCUCUCCAUCCUGGAAACCAGUCAAGAUUUUGAUGCGGACAUCAUCGGGGACGACCUGGAUGAUCUCCUGGACCAAGCCGGCCCCGAAUCUGUCAUGGAUAUUCCCACGGUGAAGGGGCCUCUUCCUCUGCCAACCAGUAUUGCCUCAGGCAGUUCCAUGUCAAGUCCAUUCCUGAUGCCAUCUCACAUGAACCCGUUUCUACAGAGUGGUUCGCAGCAGUGCACCGUCAACCUGCCGCCUCUCUAUCACAAGUCGGGGUCAAGUACUUAUUUUGGUAUGGACACUUUUGACACGCUGCCCCAAACGCUCAACACCUUGGAUAAUCUCAGCAUAUCGGAUUAUAAAUCAGAUUAUCCACAAGGUCCCUUCAUUCCAAAGAUCAACAAUAACGAUGCCCCGAUGGGGAUGGCGGUGGGCAUGCCUGAUCUAAAGGGCCUCCCUGCCGCCGUAGAUUUAGCCAAGAAUCCCUUAGCUGAAACGCAUGAAUUCAAGCAGGCGUGCUCGGUGUGCUACGUCAAAACUGGGCCCGGAGUGUUGGAUUACACACUUCACACUGAAGAACAUAAAUGCAAAAAGGACGUAUUACUCGGCAGAAUCAAACACUCGCCUGACAAAAUGUGGAAGCUCAUUCGACCCAGACCAACAAAAACCCAAUAUGUCGGACCUUAUUACAUUUGCAAAGAGGUGGCUGUUGGAAAAGAGUGCCUGUACCCUGGCCACUGCACAUUUGCAUACUGCCAGGAGGAGAUUGAUGUUUGGACGCUGGAGCGGAAAGGGUUCAUCUCCCGAGAGCUGCUCUUCGAUCCUUUUGGGCCAAACUCCAACGUCAGGUUGACGGUUCCCAAGAUUUUACAGGAGCACCGAGGGAUAUUCAUGUUUCUCUGUGGGAUUUGCUUCGACCACAAACCCAGAAUAAUCAGCAAAACCAACAAAGACGACCCAUCCCGCUGUUCUCAUCCGGUCACAAAGCACGACUUUGAGGACCAUAAGUGCCUGGUCCACAUUUUGAAGGAGAACACAGUCCGCUAUUCCAAAAUCCGACCUUUGACUCCCCACUGUCAGCUGGAUCUGUGUCGUCACGAAGUCCGAUACGGCUGCGUGAGGGAGGACGAUUGUUUCUAUGCCCACAGCCUCAUCGAGCUCAAGGUCUGGAUGAUGCAGCACGAGCUUGGUAUAACUCAUGAAAGUAUUGUCCAAGAGGCAAAGAAAUUUUGGAAUGCAACAGCUUCGUUGCAAGGAGCUCAGCUUUCCACUACACAGCGGAGGUUCGGUCCUCCAAAUCUGAAGAUGUUGUUUGUUUGUGGCCAGUGCUGGAGAAAUGGCCAGCUAAGUGAAGCUGACAAAAACAAGAAGUAUUGUUCUGCCAAGGCGAGACAUGUGUGGGCAAAAGACAGACGGGUUGUGCUUGUAAGUUCCCAUGAAAGGAAAAAGUGGACAGCAGUUAGAUCACUUCCAACCAAAAAACCCAUCCCAUCUCAAUUUGAGAUUUGCAUGCAUGUGACUGCUGGCAAGAAGUGUCAGUACAUUGGGAAUUGCACAUUUGCUCACAGUGUAGAAGAAAGAGAUCUUUGGACCUACAUGAAGGAAAACAACAUUCCCGAUAUGGAGCAGCUUUAUGAGCAGUGGUUGCAGUCUCAGAAGCCGGGCUGGGGCGAGGAGACUUCCAGUAACUCCAUCAGAGAGAACGGCAAACAGAUCCACAUGCCGACAGACUAUGCUGAGGAAGUGGCUGGGAAUCAUUGUUGGCUCUGUGGUAAAAACUGCAACAGCGAGAAGCAGUGGCAGCAGCAUAUCACUUCAGAAAAACACAAAGACAGAGUUUUCAACUCGGAGGAUGAUCAGAACUGCUGGCAGUAUAGAUUUCCCACUGGCACUUUCAAAGUUUGCGAGAGGUUCCUCAAAGGCACAUGCACGGAGGACGACUUGUGUAAACUGGCACACGGGGAACACGAGCUCACAGAGUGGAUGGAGCGCAGGGAAUUUCUUUUGAUGAAACUUGCCAAAGCCAGAAAAGACCAUCUUAUAGCACCAAAUGACAAUGACUUUGGAAAAUACAGUUUUCUCCUUAAAGACAUUAAAUAAAGAUGUGCUGACAAUAUCCAUGCUCACUUGCAACUGAUGCAGUAUUUAAACAGUCUUGAGGUCAGCGAGGGCCUCUGCCGAUCACAGGAAGUAGCCUGAUCACAGCAUGAUUUUUAAAAGGGGGGCGCUCAGGACGGCCCCCCUUAUUGGUGGCUGGUUUUCUCUGAUCAGAUCUACAUGAGUGUUAUGGGCAAAUAUUCAGUGGGCGACACUUGAAGCUUUGCUGUGCUUCAUGCAGAAGAACACCCGAAAACGAAAAAUAGCAUGUGUAAACCCCGAUCAGAGACGAGUUGUGAAAACUAGACUCGAAUUUAAAGAGAAAACAAUUCUUUUCACAAGCAGUUUGUAUAUGUUAAUGACCUUUUCCGUUUUAAGUAUGAAUUGCUUAAAUUGAGAAUUCAGUUGACAUUAUUUUGUCUUAAUCAGUCAAUAUAGGUCAUUUUCACUUUCCAUUUAUCUAAUAGUGCUACCAGUGUAAUGGGCACCCUACCAAAUAAAGCUUUUUUUAAUCUAUUGAAA